This is a messenger RNA of Dioscorea cayenensis subsp. rotundata (Guinea yam), 4514 nucleotides long. Its product is annotated as DNA polymerase alpha catalytic subunit-like. Gene Ontology annotation, biological process: lagging strand elongation; leading strand elongation; DNA replication. The record is from RefSeq and is a predicted model, not a curated record. Gene Ontology annotation, cellular component: alpha DNA polymerase:primase complex. The transcript has 32 exons. The coding region runs from base 65 to 4435 and encodes 1456 amino acids. Gene Ontology annotation, molecular function: DNA-directed DNA polymerase activity; purine nucleotide binding; pyrimidine nucleotide binding. Lineage: Eukaryota; Viridiplantae; Streptophyta; Magnoliopsida; Dioscoreales; Dioscoreaceae.
GAUCUCUUCUCUUCCCUUUCCUGUUGGAGCUCUGAGAUUCAUCGAGAGAUCAAGGAGAAGAGUGAUGAAGGAGACCACGGCGUUCGGUCGCCGGACGCGAAACCGACGCCCUAAGACAAAUUCCCGCGCCGAAGCUCUGGAGCGCCUCAAGGCCAUCCGCAAGCGCCGCUCGGAUCCAUCUGGCGCCGCCCCUAGCUACCAGAUCAAGAUGGAAGCCCCUAUCUUUGACACGGUCCCCGAGGAGGAGUAUGCUGCUCUGAUGGUGCGCCACCGGGAGGAGACCCGUGACUUCAUCGUUGACGAUGAUGGGCUGGGAUACGCCGAUGAGGACCUGGAGGAAGAGUGGUCCCGCCCUCCUGACUCCUUCUCAUCCGAUGAGGGUUAUCCACCCUCUAAUGAUGGAUUGAAACCUCGGAAUAAGUGGAACACCAAGAAGGAGCCCAUACCGAAGAAACCCCAGCCAUCAUCUCUUUCGGCUGCUUUGGUGGGAAAGGAAAGUCUGCCAUCAAUGUUUACCUCCUCAGUUUUCAAGAAGUAUAAGAGGACGAAGGGCAUGGGUUUGCCAUCUGACAACAUUGUGGAUGAGGUGCUUGCGGAGUUCGCACCAGAUGAGACUGAUCGGGAGGAGUCGAGACGCAGGCACAUGAUUUAUGGUGGUCGAUGUUCCUUCACACCAGCUCAAAACAGCAGUGAGUUGCCACUGGCUGCUGCAGAUCAGAAGAAGGAUGAUCAAACGGAGUUAGUGAAGGAAGAAGAGGUUUUGGGCCCAAAGCUUGAUUCAGAGAGCAGUGGCAGGGUGGCCGAGAUGAAGGAUGUCAAUGAAGAAAUCAAAGCGGAGGCUGCAGGGAGUGAAAUUGUUGGUCUCGGAGCACUGUUAGAUUCAGAUGGGUCACUACCUUUUUAUGUAAUUGAUGCCUCUGAGGAGCCUUUUGGUGCUAAUGCAGGCACCUUGUACCUGUUUGGAAAGGUCAAGGAGGGUACUACAUAUCAAAGUUGUUGUGUGGUUGUAAAGAAUAUGAAAAGAUGUGUUUAUGCUGUUCCGAAUGGAGCUGUAUUUCCAAGUAGCAAGAUAAUGGAAUUUGAGGAGAACAUUGCCAAUUCCAAGGCUUCACCAGCAGAUUUUCAUACAACUUUGCAAGAGAUGGCAGCCGGAUUAAAGAGUGAAGUCACCAAGAGAUUACGGGAUCUCAAUGUAUUCAAUUUUAGUAUGAUGAUUGUUAAGCGAAACUAUGCUUUUGAACGUACUGAUAUACCUAGAGGGGAACAAUAUGUCCUUAAGAUCAAUUAUCCAUUCAAGGAUCCACCGUUGCAAACAGACUUGAAAGGAGAACAUUUCCUUGCACUAUUAGGUACAAACUCCAGUGCUCUGGAAUUGUUUUUGAUUAAAAGAAAAAUCAAAGGGCCUUGUUGGCUAUGGAUUUCAAGAUUUGCAUGUUGUCUAGCUUCUCAAAAGGUCAGUUGGUGCAAAUAUGAAGUGGUAGUUGAUUGCCCAAAGGACUUGCAUGUUUCUGUUUCAAAGGGCGCUCUAGAAAUUCCUCCUGUAAUUGCUGCGGCCAUAAAUUUGAAAACCAUUAUUGGGGAGAAGCAUACCAUGAAUGAAAUAGUGUCUGGUUCUAUUAUCUGUUGUCACAAGGCAAAGAUUGAUAGCCCCAUGUCAGCUGAGGAAUUGGAGAGACCAGGCAUGCUCAGCAUUUUCACUGCUGUCCGCCACCUUGGAGGCAUUUUUCCAAUGGGCUUUGUAAAAGAAGCUGAUGAUAGAAAUUCAGAGGCUGGAUCUACUGUAUUGGCAUUGGAAAGCAGUGAAAGGGCCUUGUUAAAUCGCUUGGCGGUUGAAUUGCACAAAUUGGAUUGUGAUGUUCUUGUUGGCCACAACAUUUCUGGCUUUGAUCUUGAUAUAUUUCUACACCGAGCACAGGUUUGCAAGGUACCCAAUGCUGGGUGGUCUAGGAUUGGUCGUUUGAAGCGCUCUGUUAUGCCUAAACUAAUGAAAGAAAAUUCCCGUUAUGGUUUUGGGCCAAGUCCAGGUAUCAUGUCUUGCAUUGCAGGUCGGCUCUUAUGUGAUACCAAUACAUGCUCACAGGAUUUGUUGAGGGAGGUGAGCUAUUCUUUGACACAACUAGCAGAGUCACAGCUGAAAAAAGACAGGAAAGAGAUUGCUCCUCUUGAUGUUCCGGCCAUGUUCCGCAUGUCAAGCUCCCUUUUUGAAUUAGUUGACUGUGGAGAGAAUGAUGCCAGGUUGUCUCUUGAACUGAUGUUUCAUCUGAAUGUUCUUCCCCUCACCCGGCAGCUUACCAAUAUUAGUGGCAACCUUUGGGGGAAAACCCUCCUGGGUGCUAGAGCACAAAGGGUUGAGUACCUCUUGUUGCACUCUUUUCAUGCAAAAAAGUACAUGGUCCCGGAUAAGAAUUCUGCCCGUAAUAAAGAGAUUAAUACAACAAAGCGCAGAAUUAAUGUUGCAGCGGAGGGGGGUGAUGAUGAUAAUUUAAAUGUUGAUUCCAUGCCUCCGGAGGGUGGAGAUAUUAAGCAAGGAAAAGGAAAAAAAGGCCCUGCUUACGCUGGUGGGUUGGUAUUGGAACCAAAAAAGGGUUUAUAUGACAAAUAUGUAUUGCUCUUAGACUUCAACAGCCUGUAUCCGUCUAUCAUUCAGGAGUUCAACAUCUGCUUUACUACAGUUGAGCAUUCUUCUGAUGGCACGAGCACCAAUCUAUCAUAUUUAGUAUCCGUCGGAGUUCUACCUGAGUUGUUAAAAAAUUUGGUUGAAAGAAGAAAAUUGGUCAAGUCUUGGCUCAAGAAUGCUUGUGGUCUUAAAGCCCAACAACUUGAUAUUCAGCAACAAGCAUUAAAACUUACAGCAAACAGUAUUUAUGGUUGCUUGGGCUUUUCAAAUUCAAGAUUUUAUGCAAAACCACUUGCAGAGCUCAUAACACUUAGAGGAAGGGAGAUCCUGCAAAGUACUGUGGAUUUAGUUCAGAACCACUUGAACUUGGAGGUAAUUUAUGGGGAUACAGAUUCUAUUAUGAUCUAUACUGGACUAGAUGACAUAAACAAAGCCAAGACAAUUGCCGCGAAAGUCAUUCAAGAGGUCAACAAGAAAUAUGGUUGCUUAGAGAUUGACCUUGAUGGUUUGUAUAAGAGAAUGCUUCUUCUCAAGAAGAAGAAAUAUGCUGCUGUGGAAGUGCAAUCUGAGAAUGGGAUUCCCAAAGAGGUUAUCGAUUGCAAGGGUGUUGAUAUUGUUCGGCGAGACUGGUGUGAGCUAUCAAAAGACAUCGGAAACUUCUGCCUCAAGAAGAUAUUAUCUGAAAGGUCCUGUGAAGAUGUUGUGGAGUUGAUUCAUAGUUAUCUUGUGAAGGAACAAGAACAGAUUAGAAAAGGUGAAAUACAGCUUGAAAAAUAUGUUAUUUGGAAGACGUUAACGAAACCACCAGAGGACUAUCUUGAUGCAAAAAACCAACCUCAUGUUCAGGUUGCCCUAAGAUUGAAGCAAAAUGGUUAUCCUGGUGGCUUUGCUGGUGAUACAGUUCCUUAUGUAAUCUGCUGUCAGAGGGAAUCGAAUUCUGGUUCCUCCACUGGGAUAGCUCAAAGAGCUAGACAUCUCGAUGAAUUAAACAGAGACAGUGGCAAUUGGCUGAUUGACAUCAACUAUUACUUAUCACAGCAGAUAUAUCCUGUGGUGUCACGUUUAUGUGCUUCCAUUCAAGGCACUAGCCCGGGACGUUUAGCUGAUUGUCUUGGGCUAGAUUCAUCCAAGUACCAAUACAAUGCUGCUGAAUCUGCUGGCAAAGGCUCCAUUGCUUUGCUUUCUGUGUUGGAUGAUGACAAGAGGUAUUCUGGGUGUGUGCCUCUUAGGUUGUCAUGCCCCAGAUGCUCAAGCUCCUUUGACUGCCCCCCAGUAUCCAGUUUACUGUCUACUUCAAGCAAUAGAAACCAAUCAGGGUCACAAUCAGAAAAUGAGGCACUAAACUUCUGGCGCACAAUGCGUUGCCCCAGAUGCCCGGGUGAUGUUGGUUGUAGAUUUUCUCCUGCCAUGAUUGCCAACCAGGUCAAAAGGCAAGCUGAUGGUUUCACAUCCAAGUAUUAUAGGGGCUUGAUGAUGUGUGAUGAUGAAUUGUGCAAGCACACCACUGGCAGUAUAAAUUUACGUGUAAUAGGUGAUGCAGAAAGAGGGACUGUUUGCCCAAACUACCCUUCUUGCAAUGGCCAUCUCAUUAGGCAGUACACUGAAGCUGAUCUAUACAAACAAUUUUCCUAUUUCUGCUACAUUCUGGAUUCUAAGCGGUUUCUUGAGAAGCUGGAGCUAAAGAACAGAGCACCAUUUGAAAAGAAACUAGCUGCGAUCAGACCAGCCGUUGAACAGCCAUCUUCAGUGAUACACAAGAUCAGAAACCGUUGUGCUUAUGCUUGGGUUUCACUUGGAGAUCUUUCGGUCUCAAUAUAAUUUCACAACCCUUUUAUGGUUUAACUUAUUCAAUGGAUCCAUCAAGUCUCUUACUAGUUGUUUAAAAUUUUCAUAUAUU